AUGCUGCUCGAGCGGGUCCGCGCCGGCUCCGAGAAGGCCGCCGAGCUCUGCCCCUUCCCGCGGAGCCCAGAGAUCCCGCUGUGCGCCGGCUGCAACCAGCACAUYGUGGACAGGUUCAUCCUCAAGGUCUUGGACCGGCAUUGGCACAGCAAGUGCCUGAAAUGCUCCGACUGCCAGACGCAGCUGGCCGAGAAGUGCUUCAGCCGCGGGGACGGCGUCUACUGCAAGGAGGACUUCUUCAAGCGCUUUGGGACCAAGUGCGCCGCCUGCCAGCAGGGCAUCCCCCCGACCCAGGUGGUGCGGCGCGCCCAGGACUUCGUGUACCACCUGCACUGCUUCGCCUGCAUCGUCUGCAAGCGGCAGCUGGCCACCGGCGACGAGUUCUACCUCAUGGAGGACAGCAGGCUGGUCUGCAAGGCGGACUACGAGACGGCCAAGCAAAGAGAGGCGGAGUCCACGGCAAAGCGACCCCGCACCACCAUCACUGCCAAGCAGCUGGAGACCCUCAAAAACGCCUAUAACAACUCGCCCAAGCCGGCGCGGCACGUGCGGGAGCAGCUCUCCUCCGAGACAGGGCUGGACAUGCGGGUGGUGCAGGUCUGGUUCCAGAACCGGAGGGCCAAGGAGAAGCGGCUGAAGAAAGACGCCGGGAGGCAGCGGUGGGGUCAGUACUUCAGGAACAUGAAACGGUCCCGGGGGACCUCCAAGUCGGACAAGGACAGCAUCCAGGAGGAAGGGCCUGACAGUGAUGCCGAGGUCUCCUUCACAGACGAGCCAUCCAUGCCGGACAUGAGCCAUUCCAACGGGAUUUACAGCAACCUGAGCGAAGCGUCGCCGGCGCUGGGCAGGGCGGCCGGCAGCAACGGCAGCUUCGCGCUGGACGCCAGCGGCCUCCCCGCUCCGGAGCAGUACCACGACCUGCGCUCCAGCAGCCCCUUCGGCAUCCCGCCCUCGCCGGCCUCCUUGCAGCCUCUGCCCGGCCACCAGCCCCUCAUCUCCAGCCUCGUUUACCCCGAGAGCGGCCUGGGCCUCCUGGGCCAGGGCGGACAGGGGGUGCCCGCGGGCAUGCGCGUGCUGCCCGGGAACGGACCCAGCUCCGACCUCUCCACCGGCAGCAGCGGCGGYUACCCGGAUUUCCCGGCCAGCCCGGCCUCGUGGCUAGACGAAGUUGACCACGCUCAGUUUUGAUGGAGG
Molecule: messenger RNA, 1194 nt
Organism: Nothoprocta perdicaria
Lineage: Eukaryota; Metazoa; Chordata; Aves; Tinamiformes; Tinamidae
Gene: LHX3
Product: LIM homeobox 3
Exons: 6
Coding region: 1-1188 (395 amino acids)
Biological process (GO): regulation of transcription by RNA polymerase II; neuron differentiation
Cellular component (GO): nucleus
Molecular function (GO): RNA polymerase II transcription regulatory region sequence-specific DNA binding; DNA-binding transcription factor activity, RNA polymerase II-specific
Source: RefSeq, a predicted model, not a curated record